This is a messenger RNA of Didymodactylos carnosus, 2058 nucleotides long. Lineage: Eukaryota; Metazoa; Rotifera; Eurotatoria; Philodinida; Philodinidae. The record is from the annotation of a GenBank genome assembly.
AUGGGAACAGAAGAAAUUGUUAGUAUUCUAGCUGGAAAACAAUUCUGUCCGACAAAUAUCUUUGUUCCAGUGGAGUUAAAUUAUUCUGCAACAUUUAGUCUAUUUCGUUUAUUGCCGAAUUUAUUACCUGUUCUAUUUAUACGUAAUGAUCUUCGUUCAACUGUUAAAGAGACUUAUAAAUUGUUAAAUCAUGACGAUAUUUGGGAUCAACGAAAUAUGGCUUUUUUAUCAAUAUUUCGUAAGAAACACUUAUUGAAAAAUGAUUUAAGUACACCGUUACUUCGAUGUUUAACAUUAUUUGAUCUUAUAUUGUUGUCGGUAUCGGGAAUGAUUGGUUCCGGCGUUUAUGUAUUGACCGGUGUUGUAGCAAAAGAUUUUAGUGGUCCUUCGAUAACAUUAUCCAAUUUAUGUGCUGCUAUUGCAUGUUUAUUUGGAGCUCUGGUCUUUGCCGAAUUUUCUGCUCGAAUACCGAAAGCUGGUUCAUCAUAUGUCUUCAUUUAUGAAUCGAUUGGUGAGAUGUUAGCAUUUCUAAUUGGUUGGACAUCAAUUGUGGGUGGAAUAACAUCAUUAGCUGUUUCUAGUCGAACAUGGAGCAGAUAUUUUGAUUCAUUACUGAAUAAUAAAGUGAAGAACUUUACAACAACACAUAUUGCCUACUGGCCGAAAUUAGAACCACCAUUUAGUCAUUAUCCGGAUAUAUUAGCAUUUGACAUCACUAUGUUUUUACUAUUGGUGAUGUUAAUCGGUCUUAAAAGCUCAAAGUGGCUAACAAAUUCAUUGACAAUUAUCAACAUGUUGGCGCUGUUAUUCAUUAGCAUAACGGGAUUUGUAUUAGGUUCAAUUCAAAAUUAUUCUCCGUACUGUCCGUAUGGUUUCACUGGUGUGUUAAAAGGAAGUUCACUAUUAUUCUACUCAUAUAUCGGAUUUGAAAUGGCCACGGUGGCAAUUGAAGAAGCAAAAAAUCCAUCAAAAACUGUCCCAGGAGCCACAUUCCUUUCUUUAUUAUUUGUCACAAUAUUGUAUUCAUUAGCUGGUGCUUCACUGACGUAUUUAGUCUCUUAUAAAUCAGUAGAUAUCGAAUCAGCAUUUGCUGCCGCUUACGGUAGUAGUAGAUGGCCAUGGGCACGAUAUUUUAUUAGUUCAGCUGUUGUGUUAUCAGCCGGCGGGAAUCUUUUGUCUGGAACAUACGGUGUCAUUCGAUUUAUGUACGCAAUGUCAAAUGAUGGUCUUCUCCCAUCGAAAUUAUCGUAUGUUAGUCCAAGUCGCCAUGUCCCCGUAUUAGCAGCAUGUCUAAGUUGUAUCAUUAUCAGUUUAUUAGCAACAUUUUUCGAUAUUAAAGAUUUAAUUGGAUUUACGGAUAUUAGUGCAUUAUUGGCGUAUAGUACAGUUUCCGCAGGUUUAUUAAUUGAACGUUAUAGUACUAUAUUACCUGUGACAGAUAGUCAUUAUCAACUUGUAUCAUCUAAUGAUACUGACGUUGAUCAUAAUAUUGAUCAAGAUGUUGAUCAAGAUGUUGAUCAGGGUGUUGAUCAUGAUGUUGAUCGUAAUAUUGAUCAUAAUAUUGAUCAUAAUGUUGAUCAUGAUGUUGACACAAUCACUGUCGAUUAUGAUAAAUAUCCAUUUUUUACAUUAAUAAUAAGACGUUUAUUGCGACCAUGUGUACCGAUUAUCGACCAAUAUUCACCAAAAAAACUUGCUAUUAUUUUACUAUUGAUAUUCAUAUCAAAUAUUCUAGUGUUAGCCAUAUCAUUUCAGUUAACAUAUUUACAUCGCCAUUGGCAUUUAAUACUAAUAGUUCUAUGUUUACUAAUAAGUUUUAUUAUUCUGGUGUUAUUUUGUCUACUAAGACAAAAUGUAUUCACGAACGAUUCAACAUUAUUAUUUGUUUGUCCAGGAGUUCCGUUAACUCCGUUGAUUAGUAUAACUAUAUACAUGUUUUUAAUGGUUUCACUCGAUGCUCAUGAUUGGCUUGCUUAUAUGGGAGUGGUAGCAAUUGGUUUAAUUGUCUAUUUUGCUUUUAGCUAUAGGCAUAGUAAAGCAGCUGCGACCCUACAGUAG